Messenger RNA from Macrosteles quadrilineatus (aster leafhopper), 6130 nucleotides. Its product is annotated as NACHT and WD repeat domain-containing protein 2-like. Lineage: Eukaryota; Metazoa; Arthropoda; Insecta; Hemiptera; Cicadellidae. The transcript has 26 exons. Bases 417 to 4454 code for a protein of 1345 amino acids. Gene Ontology annotation, molecular function: protein binding. The record is from RefSeq and is a predicted model, not a curated record.
CAGACGACACAGCUCACUGUGUUAAGACAGCGACGAAACGGCUGCCGCCCGAUAAGUCAGUGAUAAUACGUUUCAACUUGUACAUAUUCCAGUGUUACCUAGUGCAGUGUAAACAUGUGUUCAAACUACCUCCAGUUGAUAUCAUCCGAUGAUAAAAUCUGCAAAAAACGAUCUAUAGGGUUUUGCGAAUCGGGAAAUUGGUUUAGAUAAGUGUUUUUUUUCCAGUAAUAACUAAAAUUGGCCGCCUCGUAACGCUGGACGGGAAUUUGUCAAUGUAAUAAUCCGCCGCUCUAAAUAGGCUAAGGUUAAAAAUAGGCAGUGACAGCGUAGGCGGGCUGACGCAGAAUGUCAACCUAGCUGUGUUGAGUGGUUACGUUGAGUGUCGUGUUGAUAUGCUGCGUUGACGGCUGGGAGAGAUGGGCAGUAGUUGUUCAUCUGGACAAGCUCAUAAAGACAAGGAUACAACUUCUCAGCGCUCCGAUGAAUCUCCCAGUUACCAAGUAUGCAAGAACAAGCCAGAGUCAGACCAGAAGACUGCUGUGGCUCCCACAGUGCAGAGUGGGGUUGUGUUGGAGCCGGCUACUGUGGAGUCAGUGGCCCGCCAGGCUCCCAGUGUUCAAGCUCCAGCCCCUGCUGUCACAGUGGGAGGCAACAAGGGUCCUAAGCCCUUCCGGAGCAUAGCGACCUCUAGCUACUCCACUGACUCAGUGUCUCCCAACUCUCCGCCCGGAGUGUUGAGUCCCAGGGAGGUAGACAAGUCCCGUUUGCCUCCACUGGUGCGUCGCCUGUCAGACAACAGUCAACACCUACUGCUAGGUGCGACCGCAGCCGCCCGGACCAACACUCGCUCUCGCAAGAUUGUCAUCUACAUCUGUGCUGCUGACUCACAAGAUUGCUGCAUUGAGAAAGGGGUGCUUCAUAACAAAAUCUAUCCUUCGUUACGAGAAAAGGCAGCCGGGAGGGGUUAUGAACUUCAUAUUGUUGAUCUUCAUUGGAAAACCGGGUUGGAGAAGCAGCAAGACCAUGAGUUUCCAGAGCUUUGUCUUGAAGAGCUUGCGAGGCAAUCGGACACGGGCUACGUCAUCCCUGUGCUGUUCCUGAGCAACUCUCUUGGCACUCCGCUGCUGCCCAAGACUAUCGAGACACAGGACUUUGAGAUGGCUCUGAGUCAGGCGGACAACAAGGCUCUGUUGACCAAGUGGUACCAACUCGACAGUCACGCUCAGCCGCCGUGCUACAGGCUGCAGCCCAUCGCCAGGCACAUACCUGGCUUCAAGGAGCAAUGUGUGGAAGAAAAAGAAAAGGCUCUUGCAGUUUGGUCGUCAGAGAUUGAGAGGAUACUGUCUGUUAUGUUGGCAGCAUUCCCUCAAGAGCUUCGAGACACGUAUCUCACGACUGUAGUUGAGCAGGAGGUUCACAACACAGUUCUGAUGAGCCAGGAGAUGGCGCGUCGUUGCUUGUGGCUUUGUCGGGUCUUCACCCACACGACGGAGGACCCGAGAGUCACGCUCUCCCCCGCCGACGCCGAGCUCAAGAGACGGCUGGAGACUCUACAAAAAGCGCUCAAAAAUCAGCUGAUUGAGCAACACAUCCUGCGACUGACAGUCAAGUGGCAAGAUGGAGGACUCAACACUGACAACACGGAACACGCACAAUACGUGGCUGAAGUCACUGCCAGUCUCACCCAGCGAUUGUCCACCACCAUAGAUAGUAUAAUAGAAGAAGAUCAAAACAAGACUGUGAUAAAAUCAAGCCAAGGAAUUGAAAGUGAGCUCCUCCAAGAGUUAAUGAUCCAAACCCACUUCACUCAGAGGGCAGCCCAGUGCAGUGUUAACAGGGAAGCCAUCUUGCGAGAACUAAGAAGCUAUGUUCUGGGAGAAACAUCAAACGGUAAGACCGUAGUGCUGCAUGGAGUCCCGGGUUGUGGUAAGACGACUCUGUUAGCCCGGGCUGCGCAGUGUUGCCACUCUUGGUUGCCAGACUGCGCAGUAGUGGUCAGGACGGCCAACAUCUCUCCGCAGAGCUCCACACUAGAACAGCUUCUGCGCACAAUCACCAUACAGUGUUCCAUCCUGAGCACCGGUUCACAAGUGUGGCUUAGGCAUAAUGUUGAAACCUACGCAGAACAUUUACCAAAGAUUUUGGAGACGGCAUCGCUACAACGCACAAUCAUUAUCAUUGUUGAUGGUGUUGACCAGCUUCAAGAGUAUGGAACAGUUGGAGUUGAUUGGCUGCCUUCUCCAUUGCCGCAAAAUGUGAAAAUUAUCCUCUCUAUCUCUCAGGAUAUUGCAUUGCUGCAAAAAAUGAAGACCAGACUCGGAAUUUCUGGAGUUUUCAUUCAGAUUCCUGAUCUGGACAAGGCGGAGGCGGAGAGUAUUCUGUUAUCUUCGGUGAUGGAGUAUAACCACAGUGUCAACAGUCACGUUCAGGAGUGUGUUGUCACUUCUGUCAAAGCUUGCACUCUUCCACUCUACGUCAAGGUACUGGCGUGGCAGACAUCUUGGUGUGACACGGAACACAACAUAGAACCUCAGGGGAAGGUUGACCAGCAACUGUCAGUCAUGCUGUCUCAGCUGGAGGAGAAGCUAGGCAAAGAGCAGGUCUCAUUGGCUAUCGGUCUCCUGUCCUCAGCAAAAUAUGGACUGACAGAUUCAGAAAUGCUCGACCUUCUUGCCUUUACUGAGGUGUUCCACAGCAAAGACACUUAUGUGGCGUGGGCGCCAGCCUGCCUGUUCUGGGCUCGUCUCAACAAGCAGUUGAGUCCGUUCCUACAGUGGGUCCCUGUCCAGGACACAUGUGUGCUACAGUGGCGCACAGCGACUGUACGCAACCACAUCUCUCAGCGCUACAACGCAAACCUCCCUCACGCGCGCAACAUGCUCAUUCAAUAUUAUAAGACCGAAAUGUCAAAGCAGAAGGAGGACAAGUUUUCUGCAAGGCAUUAUACUCAGGCUGUUAAAAUUGGGAACGGGUACAAUACCCGUAAACUAGAGGAGUUGCCAUUCCAGGAGUUUCACUCGUCAGGAACUCUGUGGUCGUAUCUGGAGGAUCAUGAGUGGCUCUACAGCAAAAUAUGUGGAGUUUCUGUAUACCAGGUUUUGGAGGACAUCAUUUUGGAGGAAAAAAGUAGUCAACACAAAGAAGACCUGAAGUGGCUGCGAAGCUUUUUGGAAGACAACGCGAGAUCAUUAGCGUAUGAUGGGAGACAGCUGUACAGUCUUCUUAGUGAUAUCACUUCUACAGUUGGGCUUUACAAGAACUGGAAAAGUGUUAUAGAAAAGCCACCAAUCCUUUCACUUGUGGCUGUUGUGCGAGAAGAAAUAACAGAUGAGGGGAAUGAGAUUUUAGACACUGACAAAUGUCUAGACAUGAUCAUCCGAUUACCAAAAAACCCAAACUUUAUAGUUACCAUAGCAACGGAGAAAGAAGAGAUAUCAGUUUGGGAUGUUGACACGUGCGUCAGAGUCAGAACGUUAAAAGGAGUUCCACAGCCUAUCAACCUAGAAAUGAUAGAUGACUUUCGAUGUGUAGUGUUGUGUAAAAGAGAACUUCGCACAUACAAUUUGAAUACUGGAACUCUCUUGACUAAGUUGAAAGGUGUUAUGAACCAGAAGAUGCCGUACUUUGGUUUGCAUGACUCGAAUCACCUGGUGGCUUUGUCUCGCAACCGCAUGUAUGUCAACUUGAUGAACCUGGAAACCGGAGAUCUUGUGACAACGUUCAAAGCCGGAGAAGACCGGUUUCUCAACUCCUUGCUGGUUUCUGGCGAUGGGAGGGUCUUAGUCUGUGGGGACGAGACUCAAAAGCCAUUCCCAUUGCUGGUGUGGAACCUAGCCUCUCGUAAGCUGUUGUACGACUUGCGCAUUCCCCAUCAUGAUUUCAUCACCACCCUAGCGGCCAUUACAUACGAAGGACACUAUGUGUGCUGUGUAGCCAAGGAGGUGGAUGAACCAAGCCCCAACUUCAUCGUCGUCUACGAUCUCCAGUCAGGGACUCUGUUCAAGAAGUGGAAGCCUUCUGUCAACACCGUAUCUCUGGACAUCUCGUCCAAGGACGGCUGUGUACUCAGCGGUCUGGAGGAUGGCAAGAUACUGGUGUGGGACUUGAUAACAGGCAACUGCAGAUGGCGCCUGAGUGGCCACAGUGCUCCGGUCACCAGUCUCAGGCUGGACCCAUGUGGAGGUUGCUUUCUCUCGCUGGACGCUGAGUGCCGCGACCGAUCACUGCGGCUGUGGAACCUCGUCGCAGGUGAGCUGAGUGCAGUGUGGACUCCCAAACGUCCCAUCACCGCCUGUGAGGUGACGGCCGGGGGCAAGCGUGUAGUGUUGGCAAUGGAAGGCUCACGCACACUAACCACUCUCCAGCUGUCGUCAGAUAGCCCCGGCCCCGAGCCCCCGCCUGUGUACGGACUAGCGGACAACAACGGUCUCACGUUUGACCUGACGGAGAGGUGACCUUCCCCUCUCGUCCCCACUAAUCACCGGCCCCGCCCCAGCUGGUCUAGGGCUCCGGGCCUGUGUUAACUGCCAUUAUGUUCGUUUCCUUUCACUGUUAGUCGUCGAUACGGUAAAAAACACCUUGUUGCUUCCUCAACCAAAAUUGUAAUGUGAGUUACUCGUGGGUCCGCCUAUCUAGUGUAAGUGCCCUGGGAGUACAAACCUGGAAAGACACGGUGGUAAAUUGCGUAUUGUGGUGGGUGGCUACUUUUGUAGUUUUUCAAUUUGGCCAAAAUCCUAGGUGUUGAGCAAUGAUACAGUGUUGUUUUGUAUUCCAGUUCUGAGCUCACACCUUAUUCACACUACAUUUUAGGGUGGAGAAAACCCUCAACCUUGACUAAAUUAUAUUUUAUUUGAACUUAAGUUUGUAAACUUCCCAGCAAACGACUGAAGCACCCUGGUCACAAUUAAUGCAGCACUAGAUUUUAAUUGUGCACAGCUAAAAGAUAAUCAGUGUUUGAUAUUACCUGUGAACAUCAUUUGUGAACAUUAGUGAAGUUUAGUACUAAAUUAAUUUUUACCAAAGUACUGGUAGGUAUGCAUGUUUCAUGCUCUCUUGAUUGUUUUGCUCGACAUCUCAUUUGUAUAAAGGCGUUUUUGGUAAAAUUUUGACAUAGCUUUAUAUUUUCCCUUUGCAGUUCAUUUUACAAGUCUCGAUCUUUAAUUAGGUAAGUUAGAUUUGUUUACUAACAAGUAGCUAUUCCACCAGAAAUUUCAUAACUAAAUUAAAAUAUUUUCAAUACCUCCUUUUCAAAGUUAUUUGGUUUUAAUCUAAUCCUUUAAUUCAAUUGCAAUGAAGCAAGAUGUUGGUCAUGAGAAUAACCCUGCAUUUUUUUUUUUAUUUCUACUUAUCUGAUGUGAAAUUAAUAAUGUAAUCUAUUUUUGAUCCAAGUUACACCAAGGGUUGAACUUUAUCAUUAAGUUAUUAACUAAUUUCCUGGCGCCCAAUCAACUUCUAUAUAAGGCCCUAUUUAGGUGGCAUCACACCCUAAGAAUUCAUCUGUGUUUUCAAAGACUUUUCCUAACCAAGUUAUUAUAAAUAAAUUAAAUUUACAAAUUACAUAUUUGAACAGUGAAAAACAUGUUUUCUCGGGAACGCCCAAGGCUAAAGUGUAAAAUUACACUGAAGCUUAAUCGUGUUUACAAAAGCAAACAAGGUGUUUCCAAUAAUCUGUAAAAACCCAUAAGCCCAAAGUUUCAUUCUGUAUGUGUGACUCUUCAUCCGAACCUGAACCACAGACUUGGACCAUCACUGUCGUAUAAACGUAUAGAUUCCGAAACCACUAAAGUAUAAAUAUUAUAUAAAUAUUAUACAUAAUAAAGUGUAUUUGCUGGCGUUUUCAUCUGGAAUGAAAACUGCCGCAACAUGUUAUUUGUGCCACAUUGUUAUUAUUUUUUGAUUGCGUAGAUUUAUUUUAUGAAUUUUAUAUUGUGCUAAGCACAUUAGCUAUAUAAGAGUUUAGACGAGAUACUAUCAAAUUACACUCUCACUCAUUUUGUGGUAUUAUUCUGUUACAAGAACUAAAAUGUUGUGUCUGAAUUUAUUAUCAGUAUUAGUUUUUACUCCAUAUUGUAACAGGGCUCAGUAAAAAUAAAUAUAAACUGAUGCAAACAAAUUUGUGUUGUAAUCUAGC